This is a messenger RNA of Jaculus jaculus (lesser Egyptian jerboa), 210 nucleotides long. Its product is annotated as 26S proteasome complex subunit SEM1-like. Gene Ontology annotation, cellular component: proteasome regulatory particle, lid subcomplex; proteasome complex. The record is from RefSeq and is a predicted model, not a curated record. The transcript has a single exon. Bases 1 to 210 code for a protein of 69 amino acids. Lineage: Eukaryota; Metazoa; Chordata; Mammalia; Rodentia; Dipodidae. Gene Ontology annotation, biological process: mRNA export from nucleus; double-strand break repair via homologous recombination; proteasome assembly.
AUGUCAGAGAGAAAACAGCCAGUAGACCUGGGUCUCCUGGAAAACAAUGAUGAGUUCGAGGAGUUUUCUGCUGAUGAUGGGGCUGGGUUAUAUGAAGAGGAUGCACAUGUCUGGGAGGACAACUGGGAUGACGACAAUGUAGAGGAUGACUUCUCCAAUCAGCUACAUGCUGAACUAGAGAAACAUGGUUGUCAAAUGGAGAUGUCAUAA